Spea bombifrons (plains spadefoot toad) is the source of this 852-nucleotide messenger RNA. RefSeq names its product oligosaccharyltransferase complex non-catalytic subunit (gene OSTC). Lineage: Eukaryota; Metazoa; Chordata; Amphibia; Anura; Pelobatidae. Gene Ontology annotation, cellular component: oligosaccharyltransferase complex. The coding region runs from base 174 to 623 and encodes 149 amino acids. The transcript has 5 exons. The record is from RefSeq and is a predicted model, not a curated record.
UCCCGGGUAUUCUCAGUGUCCCUACUUCCGGCUCUGCAUCAGUCAGGUCGUCACCUCCCCAGUCCCUCCCCUCUCCGGCUGCACCGCCACGUCAGGCCUCCUUAGGUCCGGUCCUGACAUUACUGUACUCCCUACCCCAGAGCUGCCGCCGGAGGGUGCUGUGAGGCUGCAGGAUGGAGAGCCUGUACCGUGUACCGUAUACAGUGCUGGAGUGCCCCAACUUAAAGCUGAAGAAGCCCUCAUGGCUGCAUAUGCCCUCUGCUAUGACAGUGUAUGCCAUGGUGGUGGUGUCAUACUUUCUCAUCACAGGAGGUAUAAUUUAUGAUGUGAUUGUGGAACCCCCUAGCGUUGGUUCUAUGACAGAUGAGCAUGGACACCAGAGGCCAGUAGCUUUUCUGGCCUACAGAGUAAAUGGGCAAUACAUUAUGGAAGGCUUAGCUUCAAGCUUCCUCUUUACAAUGGGUGGACUUGGAUUCAUCAUCUUGGAUCGCUCUAAUGCCCCAAAUAUCCCUAAGCUGAAUAGGUUCCUGCUGCUGUUUAUCGGAUUCAUCUGUGUCCUUCUCAGCUUCUUCAUGGCCAGAGUAUUCAUGAGGAUGAAGCUUCCAGGUUACCUCAUGGGUUAAAUGUUACAUUUACCUACACCUAAAAGAUACCACAAAAGACAAGAUUGCAGUAAUCAUAAAAGAAGUGGUAUGGCCAUAUUACGCCACAACGUGGAAUUUGGGUACAAGUGAAGAACCGAGAGGCAUGAUUUUCUUCAGGAGUCCUAGCUUGUCAGCUACAAAUAUUUUUGUAAUUGUUUUUCACUGCUUGUGUCACUUUUUGGUUUCAAAUAAAAUUUUCUUUUGUUAA